This is a messenger RNA of Aspergillus pseudoviridinutans, 588 nucleotides long. RefSeq lists its product as uncharacterized. The transcript is spliced from 2 exons. Bases 1 to 588 code for a protein of 195 amino acids. The record is from RefSeq and is a predicted model, not a curated record. NCBI's taxonomy places the organism in Eukaryota, Fungi, Ascomycota, Eurotiomycetes, Eurotiales, Aspergillaceae.
AUGAAGCCAAAAAUUUAUAUGGGAACGUAUACCACAGAGGAUUUGGCUGGCGAAAGGAGACGAUUGGAAGAGGUCAUUACGAAUUACCGACCCCAAGAACCCCCUUGCCAAUACAAUCUAUCGACCGGCAGGGUGAACUGUCUGGACACUUGUGUCUCACACGUGAUAGAAUAUGAAGAAUGCCCUGAGAAGAAGUAUCAUAAGGCGCUAAGGGAACUCUCGCGUCUCGAUGCGAGGUCCUUAUUGACACUGUUCUUUUCGGACGCUGAUCUUGCUGCUUUAAACGGCUUCCUUAACAGAGAAGGGCUAGUGUAUAGCCACCUUGAUGUCCUGAGGAGAUUUGACGAAUGGCAUUGCCCUGAAUUAGGCGAGCUGCGAUUCCACGGUGUACGGAUCCAAGAGGAUUGGGAAUUUAGUUUGCGGAACAUUGUCUUACCUUUCGUGGUUAGCUUGCUUUUUGUUCUGGUCGUCGUGGCCAAGCUCACUUUUGGGGACUGGGCAACGGCAUGGAACGUCGGCUGCUUCUUUGUCGCUUUGGCAACGCUGCUAUGGAUGUGGGCUGAAUAUUCUGUUAGACAGUCUGCUUAA